ACCGUCAAAAUAGGAGCCGUCCCAUUCCAUCCCCGUUCAUCGCGGAACCAAACGCGCUCGCAUCCCCAAGUGAGCCGCGGCAACGUGCCGGCGGGAGAGGUGGGGACUGGGGAGCUAGGGUUCCCGUCGCCUGUCGGCGCAGACCAGUCUGAUGGUGGCGGGCGCGGGCGAGAGCCAGGAGGUGGAAAGACUCCUCUCCUACGCCGACGAUCUCGUGGGCGUCCUCCGCGUCAGCACCGACCGCGACAUCAACGCGCGGGUCGGCGCCGGAGUGCGGAGGCUGCUGUCCGCCUGCCGAUCCGAGGCUGACGACCUCGAGCUGAAGAUCAAAGAGUAUCAGGAAAAAAUAGACUUCUGCAAAGAAAAGACUGACAAAGCAAAAGUUGAAACCAUUGCUGACGAUGAACUUAAUGCACUGGAAAGCAAGAUGGAAGAAAACCUGCAGGAAGAGAAGCAGCUUCGUGAAGAGUUAAGAGUGCUACUUGAUGAGCUUGAUGACCUAGACCACCAAAGAGUUUCUAUAAAAGAAAGAACGGAUGCUGUCAAGAAGAAAAAGAAAGACACGCAGAAAGCAAAACGUCUGCUUUCCAUGUGCAUGUCAGUUACAAAUGUCGUCCCAAAUUUGGAAGACCAAGAUAAGGUUUCAGGAAAGAUUAUCGACCAGAACAGCAGGAGAAUGGAGAAAUUCGAGUUUGAGAACACGAAGCCACCAGUUGAGAUAUGCGACGAGCUCUGGAAGAAGAUUUAGCACGUGCAGAUCAUUCUUGUUGUAAGGCGGUGGAAACUAUGCCGGUGUAUUGUCGCGGGUUGGUGGUCCUCCCAUCAAGAAGGAUGCAGUUCGCCAUGUUGUUUGUAUCGUCGAGAAGUUGUACUGUUUUUUCGGUUAAGGGCCCCUUUGGAACAGACAAAAAUCUCAAAGUUUCAAAGGCGGCCUAACUGGUCAGAUUAGUUUGUUCCACGUACACUAUUUGAUCUUUGCCAGACGUUUGCUGGAGCCUAUAGAAGCCCAGCCAUGUUUGAAUAAGUUGUACUGACGUCGGUGUCCUGGCUUGCUGGCCAUAUUUCGAAGUCGUUUGACUCGACAUCCAUUCA
Molecule: messenger RNA, 1092 nt
Organism: Sorghum bicolor (sorghum)
Lineage: Eukaryota; Viridiplantae; Streptophyta; Magnoliopsida; Poales; Poaceae
Product: myosin-2
Exons: 5
Coding region: 152-748 (198 amino acids)
Biological process (GO): regulation of chromosome segregation
Source: RefSeq, a predicted model, not a curated record